AUGGCUUUGGAUCUGGAGAGACAGCUGGUCUUUUAUGGCGCCUAUCACCAUAACCCAGUCAACAUUCGAAUACACAUGAUUUUUGUUCCAGUCAUUCUCAUCACCAGUUUCCAAAUAUUCACCAACACACCCACGCUCAUUACCCUGCCCGACGCCCUCCAGUACAAAUACCUCCCCCUCAAUGGCGGCACGAUCGGCGCCAUCGUUUAUUCCCUGGGCUAUAUAUUACUCGAACCCGUCGUCGGAUUGGUCUCCGUUCCUCUCCUCCUCGGCGCCGCAGCCUACAUGAACUACCUGACCAUGACCUACGGCGCCGCGGCUACCUCCUGGUCGGUCGGAAUUCACGUCGUGUCGUGGAUUGCCCAGUUCGUUGGCCACGGGGCUUACGAGGGAAGAUCGCCGGCCUUACUGGAUAACCUCUUCCAGGCGCUUUUCCUCGCGCCGCUUUUCGUCUUCUUGGAAUACCUGUUUAUUUUUGGAUACCGGCCGGAGCUACAGCGCCGGGUGGAGAGUGCGGUGCAGAAGAAGAUUGCGCAGUUCAAGAACGAGAAGAGCAAAUAA
Messenger RNA from Talaromyces atroroseus, 561 nucleotides. RefSeq lists its product as hypothetical. Gene Ontology annotation, cellular component: endoplasmic reticulum. Gene Ontology annotation, biological process: sphingoid catabolic process. The coding region runs from base 1 to 561 and encodes 186 amino acids. The record is from RefSeq and is a predicted model, not a curated record. The transcript has 4 exons. Lineage: Eukaryota; Fungi; Ascomycota; Eurotiomycetes; Eurotiales; Trichocomaceae.